UAUAUAAAUACAAUCUUACAUUCUUCAUUUAUCUUUGUCUGAAAAAGUAAAAAAUCAACCAGAAAGAAAAAUGUCUUGGCAAUCAUACGUAGAUGAUCACUUGAUGUGUGACAUUGAGGGACAAGAGGGCCUCAAACUCGCCUCCGCGGCCAUUAUGGGACAUGAUGGCGCCGUCUGGGCUCAGAGCGCCAACUUCCCUCAGCUAAAGCCUGACGAGAUCAAUGGCAUAACGAAGGAUUUUGACGAGCCAGGAUCCCUUGCCCCAACUGGCCUAUUCGUAGCUGGCCAGAAGUACAUGGUCAUCCAAGGAGAGCCUGGUGCCGUUAUUCGCGGAAAGAAGGGGUCGGGAGGGAUUACGAUCAAGAAGACGGGACAAGCAAUGGUUGUUGGGGUGUACGAGGAGCCAGUGACACCAGGGCAGUGCAACAUGAUUGUUGAAAAGCUGGCUGAUUAUCUCAUUGAUCAAGGCCUCUAAGCUCUAUUAAUUAAUUACUCAUUAUUUCUCAAUCUCCAAUUUGUUAAUAAUAUCAAUUUUAUUAGAUUAAGUGAGUUAUUAUUAAUCACGAUUCCAGACCUAUGCAAAAAUAAAUGAGCAAAAAUAAUAUAGUUGUUUAGAGAUAAUGAGCUCAUGAUAUAUGUAUUUGCUAGCACUUUUUAGAUUAGAUGAGUGUGUUUUUUUUCUUUUAUUUAUUUUUAUUUAAAUUUAAGUUAUGUAUACCGGAUGUUGCCACUAUUUUGAUCAAGCUAAAUCAAAUAAUUGAUGUGUUUCUUCUGUUGAA
Messenger RNA from Salvia hispanica, 779 nucleotides. Its product is annotated as profilin-like. The record is from RefSeq and is a predicted model, not a curated record. Gene Ontology annotation, molecular function: actin monomer binding. Gene Ontology annotation, cellular component: cell cortex. Lineage: Eukaryota; Viridiplantae; Streptophyta; Magnoliopsida; Lamiales; Lamiaceae.